This is a messenger RNA of Solanum dulcamara, 1078 nucleotides long. Its product is annotated as beta-carotene isomerase D27, chloroplastic. The record is from RefSeq and is a predicted model, not a curated record. Gene Ontology annotation, molecular function: iron ion binding. The coding region runs from base 80 to 832 and encodes 250 amino acids. Lineage: Eukaryota; Viridiplantae; Streptophyta; Magnoliopsida; Solanales; Solanaceae. The transcript is spliced from 8 exons.
UAUUUUCACUGGUUUCUAAUAGAUGACACGGGAGGUCUGAGUUAAAGAAAGAAAGGAAGAUAGAAUUGGAAGUCCGGAGAUGGCUAUGGUUUCUCUACCCUCGCCUCUCUUCACUUGGCCCAAAGUUUACCAUGGAAAAACUGCUAUUCGGGUUUCGGGUUUCUCAAACAGUACACCAGAACCUAUUGAAGCGAGAAAUCCCAGGGUGUUUGAUAAUCUGUUCCUUAGUCUAUUCCGGAACAAAAUGGUCCAGGAGACAGGAUGGGACUCCGAAAAGCCGGGGUACGAGGGUCUAAUUGAAGUGGCGCAUCGUCUGACGGUUGGUCAAGACAAUUCCAAAACUAGAGAUGCCGCGGUUCGGAUAUUGAGAUCAUUAUUUCCUCCUUUGUUGUUGGAGCUCUACCGGAUGCUUGUUGCACCUAUAGAUAGUGGUAAAUUUGCAGCCUUGAUGGUCGCAAGGGUGACUGCAUUAUCUUGUCAAUGGCUUAUGGGUCCAUGUGCUGUUAACUCGGUGGAUCUUCCUAAUGGUUUCUCUUUGAUGAGUGGGGUUUUUGUGGAGAAAUGCAAGUAUUUGGAAGAGAGCAAAUGUGUGGGUGUAUGUAUUAAUACAUGUAAACUCCCUACACAGACUUUCUUCAAGGAUCACAUGGGAGUUCCAUUGCUGAUGGAGCCAAACUUCACCGAUUAUAGCUGUCAGUUCAAAUUUGGGAUUCUUCCUCCUCAGCAAGAAGUUGACGACGCUCUUAAAGAGCCAUGCUUGGAGAUAUGCCUCAAUGCUGUUCGUCGAAAAGAAAUGAACCACAUGGAUGCACACAAGUGUCCAAAAGCAUGAAAUCUGCUCAUUCUGUUAAUCUCUUAAUUAUCCUGCCGUUGUACUAUCUUGAGUACCAUUGCUAGGUCUGGUUAAUGUGACUACACAAUGAUAUUUCAGCCAUGUUAUCAAUGAGGUCCAUAGUUUGUCCUUCACACUUGGGCAUGUGAUAUGAUCACAUUGAAUUUUUUAAGAUUGUAUUUUUUUCAUAAAUAUGAAAACCCCACAAGCAGGGGCGGAGCUACAUGGAGCACAGGGGUUCGGAUU